GCACAUCUGAAAAGAUACAGCUGCCAAGAAAGUGGAAGGGAGUGAAGCAGAAGAGAAAGCACCCUGCCACAGGAAGCUUGGUAAAAAUGAAGAUGGUUUCAGUGCUGCUUCUGCUAAGCACCCUUCUGGGUACCCCUGCGGCACCUUCCCGGCAUCCUUCCUGUUACAGGAGAGCCCUCAAAGACCACAACUGUGACAGCAUCCUCGACAGCACAGAGAACCUUCGCCAAAUCGAUGAUGGUCUGCAAAAUCACUUUUGGGAAGGGAAGGGCUGUGACGUGAUCUGUUACUGCAGCUGGAAUGAAUUGCUCUGCUGCCCAAAGGAUAUUUUCUUUGGACAGAAGGUAUCUUUUGUGAUCCCCUGCAACAGUCAAUGAUGGAUAUCAAGUCUGCCAGUGAAGACAACAGACAACAUUUUACAAUCACAUAAUAACGCUUUCAAGAGGGAAAACAAAACCACCACCAGAAUAAAACUUCAUUCUAACC
This is a messenger RNA of Melopsittacus undulatus (budgerigar), 486 nucleotides long. RefSeq names its product stimulator of chondrogenesis 1 (gene SCRG1). The transcript has 3 exons. The record is from RefSeq and is a predicted model, not a curated record. NCBI's taxonomy places the organism in Eukaryota, Metazoa, Chordata, Aves, Psittaciformes, Psittaculidae. Bases 87 to 377 code for a protein of 96 amino acids. Gene Ontology annotation, cellular component: neuron projection terminus; Golgi apparatus.